Molecule: messenger RNA, 1559 nt
Organism: Neodiprion fabricii
Lineage: Eukaryota; Metazoa; Arthropoda; Insecta; Hymenoptera; Diprionidae
Product: TWiK family of potassium channels protein 7
Exons: 8
Coding region: 1-1443 (480 amino acids)
Biological process (GO): stabilization of membrane potential; potassium ion transmembrane transport
Cellular component (GO): membrane
Molecular function (GO): potassium ion leak channel activity
Source: RefSeq, a predicted model, not a curated record
AUGAUAAAAUCUUUGUCGACGGGUUUCUAUCAUCGAGGGCGUUGCUCCAUUUGCCUCCAACGCAGAACGAGACUGCAGACGGAACUGACUCGAGGAUGCAACGGAGCAUCGGGUGAACCGGAGGACCCUGAAGAACCCGAGGAUUCAGAAGUCGAAGGAAAGCAAUCCAGGGGUGAAAAAACGGAGAGAGGGAAACGGAAAGCGAGUGUCGUGAAUUCGGUAAAAAGACAGUUCUUGAAGGCGGAAACUAUUCGGAAAUUCAAGUCCGUCGCAAGUCACGUUGGGCUGCUAUUCACCCUGAUGCUUUACACUGCCGUUGGCGGGGUGGUAUUUCGAGAACUUGAACUUCCGGCAGAGCUGUCCCGGCUUACCAAGCUCCGUUCCAUAGUUCAGACACAACGGCGUCACUUGGUCGGCACCAUCACGAACAACACGGACGUUUCGAAUUUGGCCACCUUGGUCAGCCUAGAAUUGGAAGCGUACGAGGUCGUCGUCCAGGAAGCAGCUCAAGCAGGCCUCCUCGUGAGUUUUGCAGCAAAGGAUUCCCUAAAAGGACAUCACGUAAAUCAAAAUGCCGACGAGACGUCGAGCCUGCCGCUAAUCAGCGACAGAUGGAGCGUUCUCCAGGCGGUAUUUUUCGCUAGCACCGUCCUGACGACGAUUGGAUACGGAAACAUGGUCCCGACAACGUUCGGAGGACGGGUGUUCUGCAUCUUCUUUGCCCUGGUCGGCAUCCCGUUAACCUUAACGGUGAUCGCUGACUGGGGGAAAAUCUUUGCUGGGGCCCUGAGUAACGUCGGACGGAGGAUCAAACCCCGAAUUCCAGCGUCUUGGUCCACGUGCAUGCCCACCCACAUGGCCGGCAGGCGGUCCUUGGGAGCGUUCGUUGCGGUGGUUUUCCUCUUCCUCUAUCUCUCCUGCGGAGCUGGGAUGUUCAUGCUUUGGGAGGAGGACUGGGGAUUCUUUGAGGGAUUUUACUUCUGCUUCGUCACCAUGACCACCAUCGGCUUCGGCGACCUGGUUCCCAAAAAGCCGAAAUACAUGCUCCUCUGCACGCUGUACAUUUUGGUCGGUUUGGCGCUGACCAGUACGAUAAUAGAGCUGGUUCGACGACAGUAUGCUCAGUCCUGGCGGCAACUUCAGGCCCUAGGAGGACCCCUGGCAGAGGCUUUGAAGAGGUUGGGAGAACAUGCGGGGGGCGACAUGUCAGCGUUCCAGAAUGAUUUGCGCAAGGUUUUGACCGUGGUGUCGAUGCCGCGGAUGAAACGUGGCGGAGGAAUGGCAGGUGCUGGAGGUGGAUCGGGGACCGACGGUGACAGAAGGCAACGAGAGUGGGAAGAAGCCGUCGAGGCUGUAAUCCGCGACAUUACGGCCGCCGUUCCGUCCUCGCCGCAGCCCGACAAGCCGAUUGUUCAAAUCGUCAUCUACGAGUCCAGUGUUUAGUUAAAUUACGCUUAUAAUAUAACAAUAAUUAUGUAGAUAUGUACAUAAUAAACAUAUUGUGAAAUACUUGUGCACCUUUUUUUUGUACUCAUAACAUACGAUAUAAUCGUUAAUGA